GGUUCUCAUUUCGGACAAAGAAUUUCGGUGGGAAUGAGUGCGAGUAGUCUGGUAGCUGAAGCUGUGUGGAAGCAGAUCGAGUCGACCCGAUUAGGGUUUUUCUUUCGCUUCAUUUGUUUUCGGAUUUUCUCCUUCAAUAACUCAUGAUUUUCUCCUUUUUUGGUUCUCAAUCUUUGCUGAAAUAAGUCGAACUGAUUUUCGCAGUGACUGACGAUCAGCUUUCAAUCUUGCAUUUCUUGUUUGGCAAGAACUUCGAGCGAGCUACUCGAAUUGUUGAUCAAAGAGGGGUGAAGAAAAUUUCAGGCGACCCAAGCACGCGGUCUAUCUUUCAGUGACCGAUGAUCAGCUUUCAGUCUUGCAUUUCUUGUUUGGCAAUAACUUCGAGCGGGCUACUCGAAUUGUUGAUCAAAGAGGGGUGAAGAAAAUUUCAGGCGACCCAAGCACACGGUCUAUUUUUCAGGAUAUGGCUGAACGACAACCACUCGACCAACAACAUCCACUUGAUCCACAAUUGCAAUCAUCACAGUCUCCAAGAGAAGAUAUGAUUGCAUAUGUGAUGGCCUUGGAAGCUGCUCUGCUUCCAUGCUUGCCUGCAAGAGAACUACAAGCAAUAGACCGUUCUCCUCACCCUUCUCAUCAAGUUGACGUGGAGAGACAUGCUAGGGAUUUCAUGGAGGCAGCUAAAAAGCUUCAAUUGUAUUUCAUUGGUUUACAACGCGAGGAUCAACCAAACAAAGUGGAAACACUAAGAAAGGAGAUAUCUGCCAUUGAAGAGGAAUUAAAGUUAAAGAAUGAGAUAAUCAAGAAGCAGGAGAGGCUCAUUGAAGGGUGGAAGAAGGAUUUGAAAGAUCAGUUAGACAAACAUAACAAUGAGUUAGAGAAGGUUUAAUAGAAUAGGCUUGCGAUCUCAUGUUCUAUUCUUUAGUUAUUUGUAGAUCUUGUUAAUUACAUACUUUCACAAUUAAUUUAUGGUGGGGCCAUUGUUUGCUUAUAUUUUUAAUGAUCAUUCUCUCCUUUGUCUGUUGGAUCUCUUACGAUUGGAUCCCAAUGAUAUUUGAACCGGUUCCUUUCUAGUGAAA
Messenger RNA from Benincasa hispida (wax gourd), 1079 nucleotides. RefSeq names its product mediator of RNA polymerase II transcription subunit-like protein. The record is from RefSeq and is a predicted model, not a curated record. Gene Ontology annotation, biological process: regulation of DNA-templated transcription. Lineage: Eukaryota; Viridiplantae; Streptophyta; Magnoliopsida; Cucurbitales; Cucurbitaceae. Gene Ontology annotation, cellular component: mediator complex.